AAAAAAAAAAAAAAGGGCGCCCCCUUGGAUCAAAACCAACAUUUCAUUUUUUUUGCAAUGCCCCUGCUGGUAACACCACUGGUAGGGACGAUAUAACAGCAUAACCUGUAUGUUCACUUUUUGCUGGGAACGGGACAUUAAUAAGACCAAACAGAUUUUUGAACGGAGAUCAGAGCCACAUUUCUUAUGAAUAUGAACCUAAUAAAUGGAUAGGCGAAAUGAUCAAAGCAAAAUGAAACUAUAUUGACUUAAACUUAUGUAAAUUUGGUUCUCGUGAUACAUUUAAUUCAAACCUUGGUUUUCAAAAACCAAAAAAGAAAAAAGAUUUUUUUCAUUUUUUUCCCCAAAUGACUUUCAUUUUCCAAUACUUUAGUUUGAGUCUAGGUCCCCCAGAAGCUCUCCUUUUUUAAUAAAGGGACUUUCCUUCAAAUUGUUACAGCCCACUCCCUAAACUACCACUCAUUUCCACGCCGUUGUUCCAACUAUGCAAAAAUUUCCCCCAUUUUCCAAAAUAAUCAAUGCAAAUGACAUCAUAUUUUCAAGUCAUCAGUUUUUGGAGAGUUGAAAUUCUUUAAAACAAACCUCCAGUGGUAACUUUUCAAAAACAUUCUAAUAAUACAGAACGGCUGUUUUAAGACGUUUAUAGGUUAGGAACUGAAAAUACCGCAAGUCAGUUUUUAAUUUUUCAGCGUGAAGAUGUGAUAAUUACUGAAGUUAAAAGGUACUUCAAUCAAAAAACCUCUUAACCGUUUGAAUUACAUUUUAAUAAUUACAUUUUAAUACACCACCAAAGAGAUAUCACAUCUAGGGCUCAUUCUAGUCCCCAUGUUACUUUUUCAGCUGUCAAGACUUCCGCUGGGGCUCGCGGUACCCGCAAAGUCUGAAAUCGUGUGUUGUCUUAAAAUGGAUCAUACUGGCAUUCAAGCUAAACAAUGCCACAUUUGUAAAGUAGGGAUUCUCAAUGGUCUACAGAUUAAAAUACAACAAGGCACAUUUGUUUCCUAAGGCUUUGUUAUAUACUUAAAAAUUUUCUUAAAUCUCCCUUUGAAAUAAAAGAUGGUCCACAAUAAGGUCAUUUCAUCCCCCUUCAAGAGACGUUUACUGAUUCAAGGUAACAAGUACCGACCACGAAAUACGUACCUUCUUAUAGUCCUGGUGGUGCACUCCACGGCUAUACGUCAGCUACUGCUUGUAAGUUGUAACACACAAAAAACCCUUCCUCAUGCUCCAGAUCACAGCCUGUGUUAAGCAUAAGGAGAUGACAUAAGGGUAGUGUCAUUGAACAUUUCAAAGUUGUGCAGUAUUCUUAGAUAAGAGUGUGUUGCAUCAUUGAUUUAUCUUUUAUAUGAGACGAUGGGAUUGGCUCUUCAUAAGUGCUAUGAUUUGGCUUUGCCAUGGGAUUGGCUCUUCAUAAGUGCUAUGAUUUGGCUUUGCCAUGACAUUACUUUCUUUUAUGACUUCACCUCCGACCAUUUAAUAGAAAAAAUUAAAAAUCCCCACAUCUCUGGGCUAAAGGUACUAGCUCACAUAAAUGGGGUUUGAAACCAGAAACAUGUUUAUAUAUUUUUAUAUCAUAACCAGAUGAGUGGCAUUAGGAUUUCAUAAAGAUAUAUUAGUGUAAUAUGUAGUUCUUUUAUUCUAUUGAUUAGCUUCCUUUGCUGAUAUGCUUGAGAUACUUUUAUUCACUUAAGUUAAAAAAGAUGCUUAGGUGGGUUGAAUAUUGGCAUUUUUAAAAUAGGUCUUUAUGCACAGCCCAUAAAAACUAGUAGUGAUUUAAAUUUGGGGGGGCAGGAUGACUAAGCAUUCAAGGAAGACCAGUUUUUGUGGGUAUUUCUAUUUCAUUGUUAAUGAAUAUGGAACUUGUAAGCAAAUAUACCUAACAGAUGCAUUGUGGUUGAGUGUACAACACCCUGAAAGAAAGAAUUAGCCAGAAUUAGCCUGCAAAAAAUCCAGGAGGCUGAGGAAAUGCGUAAAUAGAUUGGGCCACUCGUGUGAAAGUUACUCAUAGACAGAGUGUGGCUUUGUUCAGAAAUUGUAGUAAUAUUAAAAAAGACCCAAGCUAACUACAAUACCAACAAUAAAGAGCCUUUUCGCAGACCGUAAUCCCGAAACAAAUGAAGAUCAGAAGUUAAUACUUGAUGCUCAAACACAAAAAGUAACAUAAGGCAUUGAUUUGAAAUUUGAUGUCUUGAGCGUCUAUUUGAGAGACUCAUUAAGAGAAUCAGAAUACAAAAUCUCUAACCCACGCCAUUGUUCCAACUAUGCAAAAUUUCCCCCCAUUUUCCAAAAUAAUCAAUGCAAAUGACAUUUUCAAGUCAUCAGCUUUUGGAGAAUUGAAAUUCUUUAAAACAAACCUUCCAGUGAUAACUUUUCAAAAAUAUUCUAAUAAUACAGAAUGGCUGUUUUAAGACGUUUAUAGGUUAGGAACUGAAAAUACCGCAAAUCAGUUUUUAAUUUUCACCGUGAAGAUGUGAUAAUUACUGAAGUUAAAAGGUUAUUUCAAUCAAAAACCUCUUAACCGUUUGAAUUACAUUUGAAUAAUUACAUUUUAAUACACCACCGAAGAGAUACCACAUCUAGGGCUCAUUCUAGUCCCCAUGUUACUUUCUCAGCUGUCAAGACUUCCGCUGGGGUUCGCAGUACCAGCAAAGUCUAAAAUUGUGUGUUGUCUUAAAAUGGAUCAUACUGGUAUUCAAGCUAAACAAUGCCACGUUUGUAAAGUAGGGAUUCUAAAUGGUCUACAGAUUAAAAUUAGGGCUGUCAAAAUUAUCACGUUAACGCGCGGUAAUUAUUUUUUUUAAUUAAUCACGUUAAAAUAUUUGACGCAAUUAACGCACAUGUCCCGCUCAGAAAGUAUUCUGCCUUUUGGUAAAUUUUACAGCAAGACUUUUUGCGCUGUCCAACAGUGAACUCUUGUGGUCGCUUUGCGACAUGGUUUAUUGUUUUCUUUCCAGUUCAUUAUGGCUGCACGACGUCUCGGGCUGAUAAUGUUGUGCUUAUAUGAUCCUUGGACAAGAUUUGUCCACGGACCCUUUGCUCCCAUCAGCCAAAGAGCAAAGUGUGCCGGUGCAGGCGUGGCAAGAGUUAAGGAUGAUGUUUCAAAUGGCACCAUUGUGCACCGACCACUCCCCUGUCCUCAGUGAAGCUCUUAUAAAAAGGCCUCCGAGUUCCCCCCGGCCUAGUAAAGGGACUGAAUGUGUGCGGCGCGUGCUCCCACUGUACGUGUCUCCGUGCUCUGCUAACUACGACGGCAUUGGCCCGUUGAUGUGAGCAGGCUGGUGCGGCGCUCCACUCAGGAGCUCUCCAUGACCGACUUAGCCCAAAUAUCCCACGUUUGGCUUGAGUUAGACUGUUUUUUCUGUUGAACGGCAGAUUUGAAAGAGGUGCUAGCGUGCAGGGAGGGUUGCGUCUCCGUUCAGUCGACUGAUAGUUUGUGUGUAGUCCUCUUUUGAGUCACUAUGUGGGAAUUGCGGUCAAUGUCAUUCUGGCGGGCGGUGUUUGCCGAAUUCUACGGCACCAUGUUCUUCGUCUUCUUUGGCUUGGGGGCCGCUCUCCGCUGGACCACAGGGCCCCACAACGUCCUGCAUGUGGCCUUCUGCUUUGGGCUGGCGGCCGCCACGCUCAUCCAGUCCAUCGGCCACAUAAGCGGCGGACACAUCAAUCCGGCGGUGACCUUUGCCUUCCUAAUUGGCUCCCAAAUGUCGCUGUUCCGCGCAGUCUUCUACAUAGUCGCCCAAUGUCUGGGAGCUUUGGCUGGCGCCGCCGUGCUCUACGGGGUCACGCCCAUCAACGUUAGGGGCAACCUGGUUUUGAACACGCUGCAACCAGGAAUCGGCCUGGGCAUGGCCACCACCAUGGAGGUCUUCCUCACUCUGCAGCUGGUGGUUUGCAUCUUCGCCGUGACAGACGAGCGUCGCAACGGACGCUUGGGAUCCGCUGCCCUGGCUAUUGGUUUUUCCGUGCUGAUGGGACAUCUUCUCGGGAUUUACUACACUGGAGCAGGAAUGAACCCAGCAAGGUCCUUCGCCCCAGCUGUGCUGGUCAGGAAUUUUGUCAACCAUUGGGUGUACUGGGUGGGCCCUCUGAUUGGCGGUGCAAUUGGCGCACUGCUGUAUGACUUCCUGCUCUUCCCACGAAUGCGCAGCCUCUCUGAGAGGCUCGCCACUCUGAAGGGCACUCGGCCCCCGGAGGCCGAGGGCCAACAGGAGACCAGAGGAGAACCCGUGGAGCUCAAAACGCAGGCUCUAUAAGGCCCCGGCAGAACGAGUUGCUCGUCAAACACCUCUUUCCAUUUCAAUCCUAACCCUUUCGGACUGCAGGACAAAGAUGAAGGCUUUAGAUCAAGUCACCUUCUUUUCUCUUUUAUUUUUGCUAGGAGUGAAGCUACAGUAGAGACUUCAGCAUGCUUUUCCUUUUUCAGCUGACAAGAUUUUGCCCUUUGCUUUGCUCCACUUAAUUUCACGUACGUACUGUACCUGACCAGAAUCAAUCCCAUUUUAUAAAAGUGUGUGUCAGAGGACGCUUUUGUCCGUAUGUUUAUGUAUGCUUGUUUUCAAUUUCUCUUUUCCUUUUUCUGAAAGAUUUUUACUUCAUUGCUGCGCGUAUUUCAUCAUUUUAAAUCAUCCGAACUUGUUUUUGAUAACGGUGCCGAUGCAUUUACAAAUAGUCACUGUUUUAUAAAGGCACGCCUCACCAUUUUUUGAUUAAAAGUGGAGAUACCCACUUUUUAUUGGACAGCUAAAAUGCCAAAUUGCAUUAGAAACCUAAUAGCAAAAUAAAAAUGAGGCCUUAACCUUUGAGCUAUAGAACAUACACACUACAAGUAAACUUAUAUUAUGGUUGUUCAAUGAAAAAUAUGGAUCUCCAUAUGGUACUCUUUCUAAACAAAUAAGAAAAAUGAAUGAUUUUUUUUAAUUACAAAAAAAAAGAUCUUUUAACAAACGACAAAGUCGGCAUGAAAAUAUUCCUAUUGCAAUAAUGUGGGCCUUUUUAAAACACCCCUGUUCAUAUUUUUUCUAUUGGAAUAUUUUUUUUUGAAUCACAAAAUAUGGAGAUACAUGCUUUUUAAUGGACAUGGGCAAUAGUGAUUCUUCAGUAAACCAACAGUUCAUACUUGUAAAAUCACAGCUUGGUAGCUCUGAAGGUACAUGCAACUUGAAUAACAAAAAAAUUAGGCUAAAAUACAUGUAAAUUGGACAUAUCUACUAUUCCAAAUGUUGGUUUGAAGUUCCUUGUGUUUUCCAAAGCUGAGCAGCUAGAACACAUACACAAGCUGCUGAUGUGUCACAUCAGGACUUUAAAAAACAAAACAAAAACAGAAAAAAAAAACAGUGCAUAAGGUGUGCUGACUUGAAAACUACAUGGUCAAUGUUAUGCUCCAAUGAUCACAUUAUUAAUCUUGUGACAUUGACCAGACAUGGGAGCAGUUUUCUGCAUUUUACUUUCCAGUGUGGUUUCCUUGAUAAGUGGCUGAUUAGGUAGAUUUUAGUGACACGGUCAGAAUUGUUGGUUUUCCUGUUUUGUGAUGUACAGUGUAAAGUUUUCUUUUUUUUUUUUUUAUGAAGACAUUUGAGGAUUCUUGAAAAACACUGAUAAUACAGUAAUCAUCAUACACACCUUUGAUGCAAUUGUGUUCUUUUGAGAGGAUGGAAGCAAUGCCAAGCAGCAGUUGACAUGGCCAUUUGCUCUCCCAGAGCAUGCAGUUUUUUGCUCAGUUCACCAAAUUAGAGGCAACCUGCACUUUCUUCAAGGUGUCUGCAUGUUUUACAUUUUCAUUUUGAAGUACAUUACUACUUUCAACUCUGCAUUACCACUAUUUUCAUUUGCUUAGCAAAAACAAAUUCAUUCAUUCAUUCUCACUAGCUUAAAAUGGGAACUGGUGAGUUGGGUUUGCUGAAAAUUUUCACGGCAGUGGCACAUAGGAAUAGAACAAUACUCGCAGGCUCUGUGGAUACAAUUAGAACUGCUGAAAUGUAGCUUUAGCUGAUACACCAAAUCUAAAUUUUCACUUAUUUAGUGACCGCAUCUUAUACAUAACGGUGUGCUCCGAAUUUUACACUACUGCUGUUUUUUUGCAGCUAAAUUAAUAUGUUCAAGAAUAUGCUAUGACCACUGACCGAGAGAACUUUUUUUUUUUUAAGUAUGUUUUAGACUGCUACAGCUAUAAUGGUGUGCAGUUUUCCCUUUAAGGUAACAAAAUAUCAAAAACAUUACAGGAAAAUGGUGCAAAAUAAGUGAAAAACAGCCACAGUGAUGUGUAACGCAUAUUGUUCUUGUAAAAUUCAAACACUAGUUCUCUAUGAUUAAAAUCAUUCAAUACCAAAAUGCCAGUAGCAUAUAUAAUUUGCAUAGUCAGCAUCCUAAGCAUUGCAUUGGCAAACUGUAAGAAUUCUACAACUGCAUUAACAAUACAAUAUUUAUUUAUUUUUAUCAGAGAAUACAGAGGCAUUGCUUACAUUCAAGCAGUAAAAAAGCCCAAAGUGCCUGUGGAUAUUCGAGGGGUUCAAACUUCAAUGCAAAAGGCCACAUAAAGAACAUCCA
Molecule: messenger RNA, 6540 nt
Organism: Corythoichthys intestinalis (scribbled pipefish)
Lineage: Eukaryota; Metazoa; Chordata; Actinopteri; Syngnathiformes; Syngnathidae
Product: lens fiber major intrinsic protein-like
Exons: 5
Coding region: 3459-4250 (263 amino acids)
Biological process (GO): transmembrane transport; water transport
Cellular component (GO): plasma membrane
Molecular function (GO): water channel activity
Source: RefSeq, a predicted model, not a curated record